Camelina sativa (false flax) is the source of this 701-nucleotide messenger RNA. RefSeq lists its product as uncharacterized. The record is from RefSeq and is a predicted model, not a curated record. NCBI's taxonomy places the organism in Eukaryota, Viridiplantae, Streptophyta, Magnoliopsida, Brassicales, Brassicaceae.
CCCCAGUUUUCUUUCUCCACCCUUCCGAAGAGCGGAAGAGGAAAUCAGAACUCAGAGCGAACCCUAAUUUCACGAUCAUGUCGCCGAAUAGGAAUAUGAGAUUGAUAUUUGCGCAGUGCCGCAAGUUCUCCCAGUCCCGCCGCAAUGUAUCUUCAUCCGGUAGUAGCAAAGGGUCCAAGGUAGCUAGGUUCUUAAUUCAAGGUACAGGAGGGACUCUGGGAUUGACCUCAGCUUAUAUUCUGUAUGGAGGUAAACUAGAUGAACGUGAGGAGCAGAGACAACAGGUUUUGAGGGAAGUUUUUGGGAAUCAUGCAAAAGUUGAGGAUCUAAGAGAAAAAAUGUGGCCUGAAUUUAGGAAGAUAAGGAAGAUGACAUGGUUUAGCAAUUUGGAAAAGAUGUGGUCUGAAGCUAAGUGAGGAGAAGAAUGUGGUCAUUGUGUGUUGGGCAGGCGAGAGGAUAUAUAUAUCUUAUGGGAAUGAAUGUGAGAGAACGAACAAUCAUCACUUCCAAGUUCUAACAAGUAAAAUAAAAGUCAGAGUUAGCUUACUUCUCUUGCAAGGACAGAAAAGUCAUAUUUUAAAGGACAAGUAAAUGUUUCAAUUCAUCUAUCACCCAACCGGUUUCCAGUAAUUGGAUCGGAGUAUCUUUUCAUUUAUACGCACCAUCACUGUGCCAAUAGAACCAGCACAAGUUUUCUGUUA